AACGCACCGUAUUCCAAAUCGACGAUCUCCGUUUAUUUAAUUUCCUCUAGUGGCAUGACGUAGGUGGGGGAGGAAGAUAGAGAUCGACUAUGGAACGAGCUGAAGAUGCAAUCUUAUAACGGUACCGGCUGAUAGAUAGCUGAACUUUUUGUUCACAUCAAAAAAAGUGGAGGUCCCGACGAGACAGACAAAAACACAGCCAUGCAGUUCAAAUACAGAAGGCACUGAUUUAUUUGUAUAGGAUAUUUUUCUGUGCUCCUUCAAGGGCUGGGUCCGUUAUCGCUGUUGUUGGCGGAACCGGCUGGCCAAGAUGUCUGUGGAGGAACAGGAAUAUCCCGAGGCGACUCUGGUGGCAGAGGCCGGGCCGCAGUGGUUUCGGGCCGAAUUAGAGCGCCUAUCCCGGGAGCUGAGCGAGACGACUCAUGAGAAGAUCCAGGCGGCGGAAUACGGGCUGGCGGUGCUCGAAGAGAAGCAACAACUCAAACAGCGUUAUGACGAGUUGGAGACCGAGUUCGAGACUGUUCGGCAGGAACUCGACCAACUGAAGGAGGCAUUCGGCCAGGCCUACUCCACCCAUAGGAAGGUGGCUGCAGAUGGGGAGAGCAGGGAGGAGUCACUAAUGCUGGAGUCAGCCAGUAAGGAGGCCCACUACCAGCAGAUGGUCCUGGAGCUGCAGAACGAGCUGCGGUUGGCCAGGACUGCCCUCACCAGCAACCAAUCAGAGAAUGAGCGCCUGGCCUCCGUUGCCCUGGAGAUGAGAGAGAGUUCUGAGCUGGUGGAGCUGCAGCGCAGCCAACUGCGUGAUGACAUCAGAGAGUAUAAGGUGCGAGAGGCACGCCUGCUGCAGGACUAUAGUGAGCUGGAGGACGAGAACAUCUCCCUGCAGAAACAGGUGUCCCUGCUCCGACAGAGCCAGGUGGAGUUUGAGGGUCUGAAGCAUGAGAUCUGUCGUCUGGAGGAGGACUCCCAGUGCCUCCACAGCCAGUUGGAGGAGGCCAUGCGCCUGCGGGAGAUCGCCGAGCGCCAGCUGACCGAGGCUCUGGAGACCAUUAAGACUGAGCGCGAGCAGAAGGCCGCCCUGCGUAAAGAACUGUCCCACUACAUGACCAUUGGGGACAACCUGUUACCGUACCACCACAGCCCACUGAACAUCUCCCUGGACGGCCUCAAGUUCAGCGAGGAUCCCACUGCUGCCACCAACGAAACCAACAAUGAUGACUCGUUCCAUGGCCAUGAGAACGGCCUGGCUAAGAUGGCUGCCGACUGCAACGAGGAUAACAGAGCCAAGCUCCGGCCCGCCCCCAGCCUAGUGGAUGACCUGCUGAGUGAACUCAACAUCUCAGAGAUCCAGAAACUCAAGCAGCAGCUCAUGCAGGUUGAGCGGGAGAAGGUAGCGCUACUUUCCUCUCUGCAGGAGGCCCAGAAGCAGCUAGAGGUGGCCCACAGGACUCUGUCUGAGCAGCAGGAGAUUGUAGGACGUCUCACCGAGAACCUCAGUGCCAUGAGGAAACUCCAGGCCAGCAAGGAGCGCCAUUCGGCCCUGGACAGCGAGAAGGAGCGUGACAGCCGUGACGAUGGUGACGGGGACUACUACGAGCUGGACAUCAACGGGCCUGAGAUCCUGCAGUGUAAGUACACUGUGGCUGUGUCCGAGGCCGGGGAGCUCAGACAGGAGCUUAAGACUCUUAAAGCAGAGUACCAGUCAUGCCGGAGCCAGUACGAGGAGGAGCGAGCCCGCCUGGAGAGCGACGUGGCAGGGCUGAGCGAGAAGCUAGCUUCCCUGGAGAAGAGCAGCCGGGUGGAGCAUGAGGAGAUGGAGCGCCUGGAGAAGGACCUGCGGCGGGUGAGCGAGGCGGCGGGCGAGUCGCAGGGCAGUCUGAACGUGGCGCAGGACGAACUGGUGGUGUUCAGUGAGGAGCUGGCCAACCUCUACAACCACGUGUGCAUGUGCAACAACGAGACGCCCAACCGGGUCAUGCUCGACUACUACAAGGAGGGCAAGGCCAGCGUAGGUGGCGGGGGCGGCCGGGAGGGGAAAGGACGACGUCUGUCCCACGUUCUGCUCUCCAACGGGCUGGUCCCUGAAACUGACCCCAGUAAACCUGAAGCCAGUGACCCAGCCGUCUCAGCCCCAGUCUCAGCCCCAGUCUCAGCCCCAGAAUCACGCCCAGAGCCUAUGAACAUCUAUAACCUGGUGGCCAUCAUCAGGGACCAGAUCCGUCACCUGCAGCAGGCGGUGGACCGCACCACAGAACUGUCCCGCCAGAGGAUGGCCACCAUGGAGCUGAGCACCGUGGCUGAUAAGGACAGCGAGGCCUGCAUGGGGGAGAUCCUCAAACUCAAGUCCCUCCUCAGCACCAAGAGGGAGCAGAUCGCCACCCUGAGGACCGUGCUCAAAGCCAACAAACAUACGGCUGAGGUGGCGCUGGCCAACUUGAAGAGUAAAUACGACAACGAGAAGACCAUGGUGAGGGAUACCAUGUUGAAGCUCCGCAACGAGCUGAAGGCUCUGAAAGAAGACGCUGCCACCUUCUCCUCACUACGGGCCAUGUUCGCAACAAGGUGUGAUGAGUACGUAACUCAGCUGGAUGAGAUGCAGAGACAGCUGGUUGCAGCGGAGGAUGAGAAGAAGACCCUGAACUCCCUGCUCCGCAUGGCCAUCCAGCAGAAGCUGGCCCUGACCCAGCGUCUGGAGGACCUGGAGUUUGAUCAUGAACAGGCGCGCCGUGGCGGGGUUACAGGAGCAGCGACGAGCAGUCGGGGCAAGACCUCCUCGUUGGCGCGGGGCAAAAGGGCCUCGGCCAAUCAUCAUUAAUUUAAUCAAGCCGUGUCCUUCAAAGGUUGACAGUCACCUUGCCGAUGAUUACUUCAGUGUCCCCUCCUGGCCUGAGACAAAUGUCAGAGACACGUACUGCUGUAGUGUGAGGACUUUGUUUCUGUGCGCACGCACACACACACACACACACACACACACACACACACACACACACACACACACACACACACACACACACACACACACACACACACACACACACACACACACACACACACACACACACACACACACACUCUCUUGACCUUUACAGACGCGUGAAAACCCCAGGGGUUUGGUAUCUUGGUGUGGCUGCAGGAAACAACAAAGACUCAUGGGAAUGAUGACCAUAGAGAUAUCUAGGUCUAUUUCAAUGGGUAUGACCAUAGAGAUAUCUAGGUCUAGUUCUGUGGGUAUGACCAUAGAGCUAUCUAGGUCUAUUUCUGUGGGUAUGACCAUAGAGAUAUCUAGGUCUAUUUCUGUGGGCAUGACCAUAGAGAUAUCUAGGUCUAUUUCUGUGGGUAUGACCAUAGAGCUAUCUAGGUCUAUUUCUGUGGGUAUGACCAUAGAGAUGUCUAGGUCUAUUUCUGUGGGUAUGACCAUAGAGAUGUCUAGGUCUAUUUCUGUGGGUAUGACCAUAGAGCUAUCUAGGUCUUUUUCAAUGGGUAUGACCAUAGAGAUAUCUAGGUCUAUUUCUGUGGGUAUGACCAUAGAGAUAUCUAGGUCUAUUUCUGUGGGUAUGACCAUAGCGAUAUCUAGGUCUAUUUCUAUGGGUAUGACCAUAGAGAUAUCUAGGUCUAUUUCUGUGGGUAUGACCAAUAGUAUGACCCCGAUUGUGAUUCAGUCACUCAUCCCACAUUGUCCACCACUAUACUGGUAUUACUCUGUCUAUGUUUCCCCUGAUUACUGCACACUUUUCAUGUCUUUUUAUUUCUCCUUUUUUGCUUGUAAUUCACACCUCAGUGAAUGUGUGAGGUGUUCAUAAGCUUUUAAGAAUUGUUACAUGUUUGGUCAUUGGAGCAUUAAUUAGUCAUUUAAAUAUUUUAGCCUUUGUCAUUAUAUAACUGGCAGAUUGAUAACAACAUUUCCAUGGAGAGCAAACCAGCAAAGUCUUCGGAACUAACUUGCUCCAGUUUUCUGGGGUCAAUAUUCAAUGGGACUCACAAGCUAACAGACAUUCUCUGCAAGCACAUAGAUGAACAUCUUAAAUUGGAAAUAGUAUUUUCUCUCUUUUUUUUCAAAUCUUGUCACAUAUUGAUAAUGUACUUUAAAAAAAGUUACCCAGGGAGAGCAGGAUGUUCCAGCAGGACAUUCAACCAGUGUGUGCCCAGUGGGUACUUUCUGGCCUUAGUUUAGACCAGUAGUUUGUUCUGUCCACAAAAGAGAAGCUGGUUUUAAUUUUGACUAGUAGUUUGUUCUGUCCACAAAAGAGAAGCUACAUUUAGAUUUGAAUGUUUUCUAUGUCUUUGAGAAUUGUGGCGAGAGGUUAUGAUCCCAGUCAAUAACAGAUUGAGGAAAAUAAUAGGAAUUGUGUGAAGUGAUUCUGCGAUCCUGCAAGCAUGCAGAGUUGCAAAUUUAGGGGCUAUUAUUAUGAUUAUUAGGUAAACCUUAUUUUAAAAGUAAUGAUACCACAGCUGUUAACUUUGGCUGCCUAGUUAAUAGUGGUUCAGAGCGUUUUCGAUGAUGACUGAGGGAGAGAUUACUAAUGCAAAUACUUAUUUAUACUCUACCUUUGUAUGGCAAAGUUCAGGCGACUAUGGUGGAGACUUUUUGUAUUGUCUGUUUUAAUGCAAUUUUAUGAACCCUUUUUACAUCCUCUAAAAGCGUUGUUGUGAUUUCAACAAACAGACUAAGUUAAGUCAUGAACACAUCUGCAGUGCCAUUUAAUUUAUUGUUGACGCAAUAAAAGUUACAUUUGGGAUUCUCUUUUUUUACAAGUGCAAUUUGAACGCAAUAUCGAAAUAGAAACAUAGUAUAAACAUUCUCUGUCUGUUUGUCUGCUGAUUCUAUUGUUACAUUUUACUACUACUUCUUACUCACAAUCUUGAUCCUAAUUGAGUUGUAUAUCUUUAUACUAAAUAACUUCACUUGUUUGUAUUUAUUUUAAACAAUGUCAUGUAUGUUGGCAUUGUCGAUAAUGUGGAUUAUGAUUAUUGCCAUGUUGAUACCAUACCGAUGCCUUUUUUCAUGUCAUCUUCAAGAGACUUUGGGUGAAGAUGGUAGGUGAGAUGUGUGCUCAAUAGAAGUCAAUAGCCUACUUGUAUGAUGAUGAUGUUGCACUGGAAAGGUGCAUGCUUCAUAGUUACCUUUAUUCUGCCUAAAGGUAUGCCAAAUAAACUUAACUUUAGUCUUAA
Messenger RNA from Salvelinus fontinalis (brook trout), 5169 nucleotides. RefSeq names its product protein bicaudal D homolog 2-like. Gene Ontology annotation, cellular component: cytosol; Golgi apparatus. Gene Ontology annotation, biological process: regulation of microtubule cytoskeleton organization; microtubule anchoring at microtubule organizing center; protein localization to organelle. NCBI's taxonomy places the organism in Eukaryota, Metazoa, Chordata, Actinopteri, Salmoniformes, Salmonidae. Bases 311 to 2815 code for a protein of 834 amino acids. The record is from RefSeq and is a predicted model, not a curated record. The transcript has 8 exons. Gene Ontology annotation, molecular function: dynein complex binding; cytoskeletal adaptor activity; dynactin binding.